GUAAAGAGGGAAGCAGGGGAAUGUUCCAUUUCAUUAGAGCUGAUCUCACUGUUCAGUAUGGGCGUGGAGCAGCAUUCAGCAAUCAUUUUGCUAAAGAGACAUUUCCAGGCAUGCCGAGCUAAGAUGCAUGCGCGACGACAUCGUCCAUUUAAAGCCUGAUUGUUGCGGAUGUUUUUUUUUUUUUUAAGGAUAGUGCAAUUGCGCUCACAUGCGCGUUUUAAAGUGAACGCCGCGUAUGAGCGCGUGAUUGAUUAUGUUGUGUGCUGCUGGAGAACAGGGUGGUCUGUUCCUCACACUUCACCGCUCGCUGUCGUGUUUCUGUCGGGUUAAAUACUGCUGCUCUCCCCGAGUCCUCUUCCUUCAUUAAAAUAAAUACGACACUUGAGAUUGACACUGCAUUAUCAACCGUAGCAGCACUGCGACAUGUGAGAGGAGAUUAGAUAUACUGUGACUGAUGCCUGUAGGUCAGUCCGAAACAGCACAGAUAUACGUGUGAUAAUUUAAACCCAAUGCUAUGGAGCCUAAAAAUGAGUCCUACCCCUCAUCGAUGCCCAACUCACAGUGUGAACUUCAGGUGAAUAUCUAUGAGACUAUCAGUGAAGGAAAUGUAAAUAAAUUGGAGAGUUCGGCCCUGAUUCGCGCUGGCAGUGACCCAAGCUCAUACCCAUCCAAACCCCUGCCGGGUAUCCGGAACAGGUUCAUCCGCAGGAGCCUUUGGUUUACAGAUAACGAUGAGCAUCAGUUGGAGGACUGCACUCUGGAAUGUGAUGAGCGCAAUAAAAUGCUUAGCAUUGACCUAAGGACCAUAGUGGACCGGAGUUUGGGGGUCCGAUCCACCUUACAAGAAGGAUCAAGCACUGAGAGCCAAAAAGGUCAAAAAGACCCAGACAGCACCAGCGCAGAUGAGGAAAAAGAGAAAAUCAACCCAAAAACUGACUUGGUGGGUGGCAUUAAGACCACCAUCAAAACAGCCAGUGAGGAGAAUGAGGAGGAGGCUGAGAUCAAGGCUGUCGCUACCUCUCCAGGUGGACGCUUUCUCAAGUUUGACAUUGAGAUUGGUCGUGGUUCCUUCAAGACGGUCUACAAGGGCCUGGACACAGACACGUGGGUGGAGGUGGCCUGGUGUGAACUUCAGGACCGGAAGCUGUCAAAGGUGGAGAGGCAAAGGUUUAAAGAGGAGGCAGAGAUGUUAAAGGGUCUUCAGCACCCAAACAUUGUGCGCUUCUAUGACUUUUGGGAGUCUCCACUAAAGGGAAAGAAAUGCAUUGUUCUGGUGACAGAGCUCAUGACAUCAGGCACGCUAAAAACCUAUCUAAAACGCUUUAAGGUGAUGAAACCCAAAGUUUUGAGGAGCUGGUGUCGUCAGAUUCUCAAAGGCCUGCAUUUCCUUCACACACGCACACCUCCCAUCAUCCACCGAGACCUCAAGUGUGACAACAUCUUCAUCACAGGCCCCACAGGCAGUGUAAAGAUUGGAGACCUGGGUCUGGCUACGCUCAAGAGAACCUCCUUUGCUAAGAGUGUGAUUGGUACUCCUGAGUUCAUGGCACCAGAGAUGUACGAAGAGCAUUACGAUGAGUCCGUGGAUGUUUACGCUUUUGGCAUGUGUAUGCUGGAGAUGGCCACUUCUGAAUAUCCUUACUCUGAGUGCCAGAAUGCUGCUCAGAUCUAUCGCAAAGUCACCAGUGGGGUGAAACCUGCUAGUUAUAACAAGGUGAUGGAUCCUGAGGUGAAAGAGAUUAUUGGCGAGUGUAUUUGUCAGAAAAAGGAGGAUCGUUACUCCAUCAAGGACCUUUUGAACCACGCAUUUUUUGCAGAGGACACAGGAGUAAGGGUAGAGUUAGCUGAAGAAGAUGACGGAAGGAAGACAUCCAUUGCACUGAAGCUGUGGGUGGAGGACCCACGGAAGUUGAAGGGAAAGUACAGAGAUGGAGGUGCCAUUGAGUUCACCUUUGACCUGGAGAAGGAGGUUCCUGAGGCUGUGGCACAGGAGAUGGUUGAGUCUGGCUUUUUCCACGAGAGCGAUGCUAAGAUUGUGGGCAAGUCUAUUCGGGACAGGGUGGCUUUGAUCAAGUGGCGUAGGGAGAGGACUGUGCCUAGUGCCUCACAGUGUGGCACUGGCCAGUUGAUGCCAGAUGGGAUAAAACCCAUCCUCUGUGAACCAGCUUGUCUAGCAGAGCCUGAAGACACAGAAGCGGACCAGCAUGCCAGAGUGUGCCAACUUAGUGCCAGGACCACAUCCACCACAUCUGAUAGUGGCAUUGGCUCAACAGUGUACUCGGACUCACACAGCAGCAGUCUGCACAGUGUUAUACAUCAAUCAUUACAAGAAUCUGUCUAUAUGGCAAACCAGGAGUCGGGUAUUUCAAGGCUCCAAAGCCAGGCAGUACCUUCUGCUGUUCCACAUGUGCAGUCCUCUCAGAGUUACUCUCCUCUUCCCUCAGAGACCUCCACACAGCCUUGCUGUAUGCCCCCUGGCCAACUUGUAAAUAUACAAGGUCUAUCCACAGCAACUGCAGUGAUGACUACCCAGAACCUCACAUCGACAAGUCAGACUCAAGAGUCAACCACACAGAUAAAUGCACAACAUGCAUUGUCCUAUCAGCAUGCAUCUAUGCCACAGAGUGGCACUACUCAGAAUUAUCAACUUGAUAUAGCAGAGGUAGUCAAUCCACAAACAUUUUUACCUGGGCAGAAAACUGUAGCUGCACAACAGGUUACAGCUACGGACAGUUUGCCAUCUAAAACGGAUGUAUUGCUGACUACUGAUUUCCAGAGUGGAGCAUUCAUACCACCAGCACAGCCUCAACAGAUACCUGUGUUACAACAUUUACAGAGCAAACCUACAGAUGUGACAGAUAAGCACCUCUCAGAUGUUUCAAAUAUGCAACAAUCUGGUCCUGUACAGCUAAACCAGACAGGUGUUACAGCACUUCCCCAACAGAACUGUUUACUGAUGGACAGCUGGCAACAAGCAGUACAGUCUUCAUGUAGUCUGCCAGCACCCACACAACAGCCGCCAGUUUAUCUUUCACAGUCAUCUCUCACUCCACUAUUACCAUCUACCAGCCUGUCAGUCUCAAGCUAUCCUGACAUCUCGCAACUGCCAUGUUCACAGGUUGAGACCUCUCUACUAACACAGUUCCCAGGCUACCCUGUUGCUCAGCAACCCACUGUAAACUGCAUGACCCAGCAUCCUCACAGUCAGGCCAUAGACACAUUGCACCAAAGCCUCCACCCUUUCCAAAAUCCUGCCUCUAUGUCUGUUGGUGCUCCUUCUGCUUCACAAGCUCCACCCCCACAGGGGACCUCGUCCGUCAAGCACCAGACUGUUUAUGUUGACCGAAAUAUUUCAAAUGGCUCGGAUCAUGGUGAUGCAUCUCAUAUGAUGCCACACUUUACUUCAGCUGCCCUCCAAAACUCUGCUGCACCUCAGCAGCCCACAAAACUGCAUUUCCAGCCCAUUAGACCCAUCGUAGACAGAUUCUGUCCAGCAGAACCUCUGGACCUGAACCAGGUUCUUCAGCAUGCAAGCCUCGUGCCUGUGCCUGUACUUAAUGUACAAUAUUCUGGUGCCGGUGCCAUCCUGAGUCAGCAAAACCAGCCGAGCAGCAGUAUUACUCAACCCCUACAGCUACAUGACACCAGUGAAAUAAAAAUGGCUUCUGAAGUGUCCGCUGAGGAAUUUGCUCCUCCUGAUAAACAAGCACAACCUUCUGGGUCAACUUAUGACAGAGUGAACUCAGAUGCCACAUCCGGUAAAGAGAUGAGUGAUGGGAAUGAAGGCUCAAACAGAGCUCGAAGUGAAUCACGUGUCCGAAAACACCAUAGAAAAUCCUCACACACCCGUUGCCGCCAAGACAAGAACAAACCUAAACUCACCAUGAUUAAAGUGUUUGACACAGGAGACAAGAUGGUGGAGUGCCAACUGGAGACUCAUAACCAUAAGAUGGUGACGUUUAAGUUCGACCUGGAUGGAGAUGCUCCAGAAGAAAUCGCAACCUAUAUGGUUGAGAAUGAGUUUAUUCUGUUGGUGGAGAGGGAGAUGUUCAUUGAGCAGCUGAAGGACAUCAUGGAUAAAGCAGAAGACAUUUUGAGUGAGGAUCCAAAGGGAGAGAAGGGCUCCGUCCAGACGUCACCCCUCCAUCAUACACAUGUCACAAGAGAAUCUGACCCACAGAGAGUAAAGUCUGAGGAAAAACUGUCCAACCUGUUGGUGUAUAAACAGAAUGUGCUUCACACAGGAAAACGCUGGUUCAUCAUUUGUCCUGUGGCUGAGACACCCACACCUGACCAGGAAGAGACAGCCAAGAAUCCAGAAGGAUCCUCCACAUCUCAGACACAAGAUAAUGUCAAUUCAGCAAGUGCAGAAUGCUCGUCAGUGCCACGGCGGUCUCUUACUGGAUGUGCUCAGUCAGUUAAAGGCCCUCAGGCUGCAUGUACAGUGGGUGUUUCUAUGGUUUCUGACAUUCCUUGCUGCCCCAUUGUGCCACCAGUAUCCCUGGAUGUCACUGCUCAGAAAGCAGAUGAGACUCCACAACAGCCAGUAACUCAUAACACCAGCCCCAGCGCAGAGCUACCUAUGAGCCAGACACAGCCAGUGGUACUGCAGCAGCCCUUUGCCACUCCCACUCCACAAUCUUCUGUUAUUAGUGGCCAAUCACAGCCUCAAAGCCCCACCCAUCAGUCCCAACAAGCCAUGCCGUCAACGUCAGGAAGUUCUGCGUCUCAGGUUCUGUCAGGGGGUGGGCCGGGUGAAUCAGAUGGGGAAGGCCCACCACGACUGGAGUUCGCAGAUCGAACUAUAAAGACUCUUGACGAGAAACUCCGUAACCUUUUGUAUCAGGAAUAUCAUCCUUCUCAAAUCACAAGCUCUGCGUCUGACCCACCUGGUUCACCGCCACUGUCAGACAGCCAGGGCAGUGACACUUUAAGAAGAGCAGAAAAACUGCCUCAGAUUCCAGAGAGGUCUGAUAGUUUGGGCACCUUGAGCGACUCUGCUGUUGCCCCCUUUAAAAGAAUUUUUGCCAGAAAAGACACUUCAUGCAGUUCUGAUACACACACAUCCAAGAGCCACUUUCAGAUUGUGCCCACAGAUUUAGAUGUGUCUUCCCAUGUAGAGUUGAGCAAAAAGAGUUGUGGCUUCAGCAGUUUAUAUCAUGGAGGAGAUCAUGUGUUGGAUGUCGAAUCUCCAGCUGACCCCCUGAAAGUGAACAGACAGAGGUCCACAUCAAAAUCACACAGCAACCGAUACUCGGCACCUCCUGACUUGUAUCAGGAGAUGCCUGCUUCUUUUUCAGAGGCUGGACCCACAUCACCUCGUGUUCAGAGCUCAUUGUCAGCUGAUGGGACAGUGCAUCAGGGGUACUCUUUGUCCUCUGACACAGGUGAGGAGGAUCAGACCCAGACUUUAUCCAUUAAACCCUUUUCAUCUGCUCCUGCCCCAUCAGAACACGGUGGCAGUGACUUCAUGAAGCGAGCAGUGGCCUUCCUUCGUCGUUCGGGUAAUAGUAGUAAUGUCCAGAGCUCUGAUUCGCCCAGCUAUCCUCUUGCAAAUGGACACACCCCAACGGUUGGCAGCCAAACCUACUCUGCAUACAUAAGUAGUGAUAAUGACUCUGAACUUGAAGAUGCUGAUAUAAAGCGAGAGCUACAGAAACUAAGAGAGAAGCAUAUGAAGGAAAUCUCAGAGCUGCAGGCUCAUCAGAGAGAAGAAAUCGAGGUUUUGUAUUCUCGGUUAGGUCGGCCUGUUCCACCCAACUUGGGUUUUCUGCACGCAGUGCCCCCUACAGGGCGCCGCCGCAGAGCCUCCAAACACAAGCUAAGAGGAAGUCGACUGCUCAACCCCAUGGUGCAACACCUGAAGAACAAUCGAAACAACAACUCUGGUGAGGCGUGUUCCAGUGUUUCAGCUUCUCCGGUCAAGAGCUCGGUUCUGGAUAAUGGCUCUGUGAGUUCUAGCACACCCACGUUGGGUCCAGUAGCAGAACCACUGGAGCCAGUCCAAACUCAACAGCCCUGCUCACUGAAAGGCUCUCUCUCCUCAGACAACAUCUAUGGUCCCACCACACACACACAAGCCAGACAAGGCUGGACCGUUUACCACCAAACAUCCGAGCGAGUCACCUAUAAAUCUAGUAGCAAACCACGCACUAGAUUCCUCAGUGGACCUGUGUCUUUGUCCAUCUGGUCCACUCUGAAACGACUAUGUCUAGGCAAAGAGCGCAGGUCUCACAAUACUAAUGCUGCUUACAUAACUUCAACCUGCCCACAUUCCAGUCAGCAUUUGCCUCCUGCAUCCACACCCUCUCCAUCCCCUCUGCCAAUCACAAAACUCGUUCAGGCUCAGGCCAACAACAGCAACAAUAAGACCGGUACGUUUACUGAUGACCUGCACAAGCUGGUUGAUGAUUGGGCAAAAGAAACACUUGCCUCUGGCUCUCAGUGCCGCCCCUCUCCGGGUCGGAUCAGACAGCAGAGAUUUCAUCAGAACUUCCAGACCAACCCCACUCCAAUAAGAAGAGUCUCUAAUCAGAUAAGGAGCUCCGUCCCUCAUGCAGGUGUCAAGAUCCAUCUGCCACUCUCCUGUCCACUCACAGCAGCUUUGGGUCCAAUUAUGCCUCAUGGCAUUGCCAGCACUCCAUCACCCAUCUUCCAGCGGGGUAGUUACCUGAUGCCCACCGCCCCCUUCGCUGGCAUGAUGCCAGUCCCUCUGUAUCCAAACCAGUGGUCUACUAUACCCAGUCCAGUUGGCAUGAUCAAUUCAUUGGGCAUGUUUGCCACAGCUGGUUUUGUACCAUACACUGCCAUGGUGAACCCAGCACUUCAGGCUUUUCCUUCGGUGGUAAAAAGCCCAGAUAAAAGCCCCAGUAAAACAAGGACUGCAUGAGAGCGCCACCCUACAUUAAAAUUUUUUUUGUGUAGGGCUAAUCAAUGCACAUGUGCAACCAGAUUAUCACACUAGCCCUAUCACAACUACUUAUUGACACAAACAGGACACUGUCACCUAGCUGCCCUGGAUUGUCUCCCACGUUUACAAAGAUUUUAGCUUCAAGCUGAAACUACAAUGAAAUGUCACAUCCAGGUGUCCUCUUGAUUGUAGCUUGAUUAUUGACACAUGUACGCCAAUAAAUAUAAUGUGUGUGUGUGUGUGUGUGUGUGUGUGUGUGUGUGUGUAUGUGUGUACCUGGUAAUUAUCACGUUGUGGGGACCAAUUGUCGCCACAAAGAUAGGAAUACCAGUGUUUUUGUGACCUUGUGGGGACAUUUUGAUGUCCCCAUGAGGAAACAAGCUUAUAAAUCAAUCAAAAUGAUGUUUCUUGAAAAUGUGAAGAAGUAAAAGGGUUUCUGUGAUGGUUGGGGUUAGGGAAUGGGGUAGGUUAGGGGAAUAGAAUAUACAGUUUGUACAGUAUAAAACGCAUUAAGUCUAUGGAAUGUCCCCACAAAACAUGGAAACCAGAAUGUAUGUGUGUGUGUGUGUGUGUGUGUGUGUGUGUGUGUGUGUGUGUGUGUGUGUGUGUGUGUGUGUGUGUGUGUGUGUGUGUGUGAGCAUGAGGAGUGGGUUUAAACUGAGCAUAACACCGAGCAUGAGGAGUGUGUUUUUAUGUCGCAGAUCAGUCCUGUGGCCACUGCUUGCACAUUUCUUUUUCCAAAAAAGAGACCUGUCAGCUCUUAGUCUAUAAAUCGGUGUGGAAGUGUGGUUGUAAAUGAUCCAAGUUUGUGACUUUUUUAAAUGUUACUGCCAUAAACCAGAAUGAUUUACAGAAAUUCAGUUUGCCCCUGAUUGACUUAGCAUGCAAACAAUGAACAGGAGGCUCUCAGGCCUAUCAGGACAAAUCUGUGUACAUGAAUCCAUAAAUUGUUGCAUUCAAUGGGCAACUUAUGUAUCAAUGGGCUAUCUGCACAAACAAGAAUUAGAUUGUCAUCAGCAUUUGAAGUCUGAAAUAUACAGUGUAGAUCCUACUUUCAAAAACUGCAGCCCAGUAACUUUUUAUGUUAAUUUGCUAUUAUUGAAUAACUUUUAGACAACAAGACAAAUGCAAAUGCCCUGCAUAGUAAAAAUUCAUUCUGGAGUUUUAAUACAUUUUAUUUAAAGCGCCUUUAAAGUCACCCAAGGACACUGUACAGUAAGAUAAAAUUAAGACAUAAAACAACAUGAGAAAAUUAUAAAAGCAGAUAAAAUGACAAUAACAUAAGUGAUAGAUUCAACAAAGAAAGCAGAAUACAGAGACAGUACAUGUAUACUAUACACUUAGUAACAUAACUAAUACAUACAAAAAGAGACAAGCUUGGUAAUGAAAUAAAAAUAAAAUAUAGAUAUUAAGAUGUGAAUUAGAGGAACAAGAAAGAAGGUAGUGGUGCCACUAUGAGUAUGUAGAAAAAGCAAGAGUGAAAAGAUGAGUUUUUAGCAUGGAUUUAAAUGUGGACAAUGAAGUGCUUUGCCGUAAUGCAAGUGGGAGGGAAUUCCAGAGUUUGGGACCAGCCACACUAAAAGCCCCGUCACCCAUGGAACGGAGGUGGGAAGUAGGAGUGGAUAGGAGAUGGGCAUCAGCAGAGCGUAGGUUACGUGUUGGUUGGUAAGGGGUCAAGAGGUUUGAAAGAUAACAGGGUGCAAGAUUAUGUUGGGCUUUGAAAACAAGAAGGAUGAUUUUGAAUUGAAUACGGUAGUUUACAGGGAGCCAAUGUAAUUGAUGGAGGAUGGGAGUGAUAUGUUGCCAGGGCCUGGUAUGGGUAAGAACUCUUGCAGCAGAAUUUUGUAUGUAUUGUAACCGGUCUAAUCUCUUAGCUGAGACACCAAAAAGCAGGGCAUUACAGUAGUCAAGUUUGGAGGUUAUGAAGGCAUGUAUGAGAGUUUCAGCAGUGGAAUGAUUUAGGGAUGGGCGAAGUUUCUAAAUGUUUUUGAGGUGGAAGAAAGCCGUUUUAGUGAUGUAUUUGAUAUGGGAGUCAAAGGAAAGGGUAGAGUCAAUUAUGACACCUAGGUUUUUGACUUCAGAGGUUGUGGUGGUGAAAUAGCCAAGGAUGGAUAACUGAGAUUGUUUUAGCUUUUUCAGAACAGAUGGGGUGGCAAUGAGUAUGGCUUCGGUUUUGUCAUGAUUUAAUCAGUGCUUUAAGUGGCCCAAAAGAGGUGCCGGUACAAAAUACUGGCCAUUUGAAACUCGAAAGUCAUUUAUUUUGUCCAAUUGUUUUCCAUUUUGCGGGUGGUAAAACUACUGUGCACGUCGUUCAAAUUAAUUGAAAUUUCGUUCACUUGUAGUUUAGCAAUUAAACUAAAUGUAUAUUACAAUUUCAAGAAUGUUUUUUGCACAUCGCCUGAGGAAAUCCGAAGUUGCGUCAAGAGGAACCAAACUGACAGCCGCGACAGCGGAGAUUAUCACGUACCUACCAAAGGGUAUUGAAUAAAGCUUGCGUCUGACCUGCGAUCAUUCUGGCUGGGUGGGAUGUCAGCCAGCGAGUCCUAGAGUCUAAAACAAGGAGGGCAUAUUAAGUGUUUAUUGUAUUUUCAUUUUAACCGAGCAGCUAUGGUUGCGCGUUUCACACACAAACACACACCUCUCCAGUCCAGAGCACGUUGACACUGACUGACCGACGCGUGCGCUUUUAACUUGUAAACGCAAGGGUGUAUGGGUAAUGUAGUCUUUGCUCUCGGUGGGACGAAUUAGGAAACGUACAUUAAGGGCGCUCUGAAAAGCCGCAGCGCAGCCAAAGGAUUAAAUUAAACCUCUGAUUUUUAAACAGAUGUGCAAAUGAGCGUUCCGGUACGCUAAAAGCACGUUCUGGGCGCAUGGAGAGGUGGUGGUACGCUCAAGAGCUAUUUUUGGAAGUGGCAGUACUGAGUACCAGGGCGUUCCGGCCCACUUAAAGCACUGGAUUUAAUCUAAGAAAGUUCUGUGUCAUCCAGUUACUUAUGGCAUCGAGACAAGCGACCAGAUUGGAGGGGGGGGAGUGUAUGGGAGGGCUUAGUAUGAAUAUAGAUUUGUGUGUCGUCAAGCAUAGCAGUGAAAAUUUAACCCUCUGGGGUCCGACCAUUUUGGGACACUGUCAGAGGUUCUGACAUGCUCUUACAUUUGGUCUUUUUUCAGUUGCUUUAAACAAAUUAAUGGCAAGUGUCUCAUACCACUGUGUUCAGCACAAACUGGGCUAAAAUAUUAUAUGAGCUACAUGUAUGUACAUUUUUGUAUUUUUGAGAGAAAAAUGUUUAUGCGUGAUUUUAAAAAAAGCAAACUUUAAAAGUCACUGAUAUAAGUCCACAAAACCCAUACUAAACAUGUUUUAACAAGACUUUUCUAAACAGAAUCUAGUAGUCUAGAGUUUUUUCUUUAAAAUGAUGUGAAAAUCAUUCUGCUUACUCAUUCACAUAAACCAAUAUAUUGAUUUAGAAAUUGUAAGACAGUUUUUGUUUAGAGGGGCCGUAUGCGAGAAGGAUUGAUUGACAGCUAGCAAACAAAGGCUCGCAUAAUGAGCUGCAUAAUGAGGGAGGAAUGUUGGGAACUACAGUAAAGAAUGUGAGGACAAAUCUAUACAUGUUUGUUUGAGGUUUAUUAAGAAGUUAACAAUAUAAUAAAAAUAGAGAUGAAGGUCAGUAGGACAUUUUCAGUUUAUUAAGAAACAAACUCAAUUCAAAAACUUAACUUGUAUAAGAAACUGAUAAACAACAGAGCUGCUCAUGUGGCUCAUGUUACCAUAUAACUUUAUGUCAAAAAAGUGUUUUUCCACUUCAUAGUUUUGUACUGAUGAGAGGGAUGCAGACCUGUAAGAGAGUUAUGGACAGCUGUUAGCAUAAAUUGUCCACAGAAAUACCCUUACAUAUAUAACUGAUGGGUAAAUAUCGCUGAUAGUACAUUCAUAUAAACUAUCAUGUACAUCAGGGGUUCUCAACCUUUUACAAGCUGGGCCCCCCCAAAGCAGGUUCAUUGCUGUCGGGCCCCCCUCACACCGAUAGAUAGAUAGAUAGAUAGAUAGAUAGAUAGAUAGAUAGAUAGAUAGAUAGAUAGAUAGAUAGAUAGAUAGAUAGAUAGAUAGAUAGAUAGAUAGAUAGAGCUUCAUACUGUUGUUUGCCAGCACCUCGGCACACACGGCACACUGAGGUCUCAUUUCAGCCGUGACUGUAAACCUAAACUGCAGGAAUGCCUCAUCCAUUUUUGUUAUGUGUUUUCAAUAUUAAAGUUUAGGCAUUAUGUAAGUGUUUGUGUGUGUGGCUAUGUUGAGAGACGUAUCGGGGGACAGGGGCUAAUCAGCGGGACUUAGGCACAAUCUAUAAUAAAACCAACAAAAUAAUUAUUUUGCAGACAAUUCAGAUUUUAUUUUAAUACAUAACGAUUGUAGUCUUUCGUGUAGCAGUUUAAAAAAAAAUGCUGGCUAGGGCUGAGAUUUGAUCUAAUCUUAAAAAAAAUGUGGGAUUAGUCUUUAAAAAGACUGUUCGGGUUUUGUUGUAAAGGACGGGAACGGCGGCGGCCAGCAAAAUCUUCAUUUGCUGCCUGGACGCGGAGGGGUGUGUGUCUCCUCUCUGCUCUGAUUGCAGCUUUUCAAGUAUACUCCCCGCGGCUACACGUGGAUGGCCAAGUUCGCCAAUAUACGCAAUACAAAUUAUUUCUUAUUCAAAUUAUUAGUCUAACAGGCUGUCAGGGCAGCACUGGUUUGGCGACAUUUACAGUACAUUGAGAAACUGACGCGGCCGCCUGCGAGUUUUGGACGGGAGGGGCUCACGGCACUCGCAGGUCUAACUGCAGAGUGAUUCGUGCUUUCGAGUCUCCAAACACCACAAAAGUCUCAAAAACACCAGUAAAAGUCGCUGGAUUUGUCGCUUUUGACAAAAAAAGUUAUGUUUGUGUUAUAAUCAGUGCUUAAAAUGGGGGGAAAAGGUGGAGGUACUCUCUUUGCAUUGUCAAAUCAUGACAUUUUUACAGUGAAAAACAACAACUUUAUUGUUAUUAAUUAACAAUAUAAAUGUAUUUAAUAGGGCUGUCAAAAUUAAUGCGUAAAUAACGCGUUAACGCAAAUUCAUUUUAACGCAACUAAUUUCAUUAACGCCGAUUAACGCAACGCGUAAUUUCUGUUUGACCCUUGGUCCAGCCCAUAGUUGACAUCUGAAGCGCGUGCACACAGACGCGCGAGUGCGCGACCCAGAUAUAUAGACAUCUACACAAAAUUAAAGUUUUACAAAUAUCUGCUUUCAUAAGAAUUCACGCAGGUAGGAUCUAUAAUCUGUUAUGUCUUAAGUAAAUGUUUGGUUAAAUGUUGGGUAAAAAUAUCUGAUGUGUAACAUUAUAUUAGAUCACUUCGAUUUUAAGCAGUCUGUCACAAUGUCAAUCAAACAAAAGAAAAAAAGUUUAACAUAUAUUGAUGAUGUUUUUGCUUUGUGUGUGCUAAAUCUUAUAGUUUUAUCAGUGAUUUUAAGGUAUUGAUGGGUAAUUUAAUGUAUGGAUGUGGUAAUUUAACUUUGCUGACUCUUUCAACUUCAAACAGGUGUAGUUCUGUCAUAUUUUGUUAUAUUCCACCAAAUCAUGCAUUGUUCUAUGUUUUAAUAGAGAAUGUCAAAAUAUGAACAACUAUUUUUUUGAAAAUUUGCUAAUUUCGACUAAAUUUGACAGCACAUGUCACAAAUGAUGCAGCAUCAAAUAAAAAUGUAGCAAGAAAAUUCUUCUUAAAGGAAAAUGCAUAUACAAAGCAAUGGCUUGAUGGUUCUGUUAAAAAUGUAAACAGGCCGUUGUUAAACAUGUUUGUGUGGGCGCGGCUGCGUGCGUGCGUAUUCUUUACAAAGACAUUUUCUUUUUAGAAGUUGGUCAUUAAUAAACUUAAUAGUCUUGAAGUUUGUUAAGAUGGUGUACAACAAUUGCAUCUAGAUGUUAAACAACCAAGAAAACAGCCCUGGGGCCUAUACCAUGAAGGUAGCUGAACAAACUCGGGGUUACAGGAUUGGUUUUGAGUUGACAAAACCAAACCGAUGCAAUCAGGCUUUAGUGGUCCCAUGAAGCGGGUUAUCAACUUUCUCUGUCAACUCAGGCUUUGAUCUUACUCCACCCGCGCGUGCACAUAAAAGAGUGACGUCGGCACCGAAACAACCAAUCGGAAUAGAAAAUAGAGAGAGCACGUACGAGCAGUGUAUUUUUUUAGCGGGGGAGCAUGAGCUAAUUAUACAAAAUUAUGAAGAUUAUAAAAAUGUAUUUCAAGAGUGAAAUAAUACUGCCUCUACUCUUUUUAAUAUAACAUGUGCAUUAACAUGUACUUCAUUGUAUAAUUUAUUUAGGUACCCAAAGUGAAACAUGUUUUUUUAAGUUAAUUUACAUUGUUAAAUUUGUUAAUAAUCUUACAGGGAAUUUUAUAAAAGCCCUCUUUUAAAGACAUGGUCAGGAAAUGUCCGUGGAACACUAUGAAGCUGUUAAUGUAGCCCUACAGUGCGAGGACCACCUUGCACAUGGUUUGACAAACCGUGUUUUCCCCACCGACCGCAUAUACAAGUAUGUACCACUUCCAAAAAAGCGCAACGCAAUACACAUCAUUUACGGUACAGUAAGGGCACAGAUUUAACGUGAUACAUUUCUUAUGUGAGGCAAGAAGUUUGCAAAGAUAAGAGAUUCCUUCCGUGGAAAAUCUAUAUAUUUCAUACAAAUGACUGGGCAAGGGAAAACUAAAAACUCUAUCUACGAAGUGCUCUUCUAACAAUUUGCGCGGAGACCCCUGAGACUUCUUUCUGCUUCUUUCUCUCUGUUUAAGAUUAAGACUCUCACCCUCCUUUUCUUUUUUUUCUUCUUUUUUUUAAAAUGUGGUAUCAACACGGAAAUAGUGAUUGUUGAAUAUGCCUUAAUGUUUGUAUUUUAAUAUGUUCAAUAAAAAAAUACAAAUAAAUAAAAUUUGCGCGGAGACGCUAGUAGUUACGUCACCUAUAUAUUUCUUUGCUAGCAGCUGAUUGGUCAAACUGCAGUCUCAGAUCUCGAAUCCAGAACAUAACCUGCCCCGGGGCAGGUUAGCUGUGCAGCGUAAGAUACCAUGGCGACGAACACCGAUUAAAGCCGCGCUACUUUCAUGGUACCUAAAACCCAGGGUUGGCGCAAACUAAUCUUAAACUUACCUGGCUAUCCACUUAAACCGGCUUCAUGGUAUAGGCCCCUGAUCUUGUCUUUUCAGUCACAUUUCGAUAUGGUUACAAGACAGCAAACAUAGUAAAUAACUUCAUAAGAACACUCAAUCGUGGUUUGAAUGAUUCAGUGAUUUGAACGAAUCGGUUGAGUCAAAGAUUCAAUGUCCCAUUCACAAAUAUCCGUCUUAUUCUUGAUGAAUUGGCCUGUAUUUUCGCGCUCACCAGUCCAAACACAUUUUAAUUUUUUUUCAGGAGUUAUGUAUAUACAAAAUGAUAACUUUUGAUGACAGUAGUUUAGUGAUAAAAGAUGAUUUUUUUCAGAUUUUAUUUUUUGCCUCCCAUCCUGUAGUCACUCGCCCCCCCCCCCCGCGAUAGUGUCGGCACCCCACUGGUUAAGAACCACUGAUGUACAUAAACUAAAUUCAGAACAUCUCAUAUCUAAAAAGCUGUUUUCAGAUGCACAUCCUCUUAUCGUCUAGCUUCUGUUUUAAACGCGUUUCUGUAAGCAUGUAUGAACUUUAAAAACACAUCGCAUAUGGCGUCCAUGUGGGCGAGCUCGCGUCUCCGUGUAACACGGCGCUCAUAAAAACGGUGUCUGUAUGGAAUUGCCUUGCAUGUAAACAAUAUGGAAUCAUUUUACAGCAAAUCCCGCAGUGCAGCAUUACUCAAAGUUGCCAUGAAGGAUACGAAAGUGAAUAACUGUGUCUAACACUGUACAACAUGUAACAGAUAUCCGCCAUUACAGGAGGUCACGCGUACUCGUUUGUAAAUAAGCAUGUAAACAUGGAAUCAUAUUACAGCAUACACUUAAAAGAUACAGUGCAUCCUUACUGAAAGUUGCCAUGAAGGUUAUAAGUGAAUAACUGUGUUUAACACUGUACAGCAUGCAACAGUGAAAUCCGCCAUUACGUGAGAUCGCGUCCUCGUUUGUAAAUAAGCAUGUAAACAUGGAAUCAUAUUAUAGCACACACUUAAAAGAUACAGCAGUGCAGGCUUACUGAAAGUUGCCAUGGAGGAUAUAAGUGAAUAACUGUGUUUAACACUGUACAGCAUGCAACAGUGAAAUCCGCCAUUACGUGAGAUCGCGUCCUCGUUUGUAAACAAUGCGAAACUUUUUCCAUCCGAAGCGUGCAGUCUGCUGAUGCUUACUGUGUGUAGGCUGAACUGCACAAGCCAUGAGCAUAUUACAUGAUAGCAAAUAUAAAUAGUAUAAAUUAACUGUUACUUACUUCCAAUAUCCUCCUGCAGUGCGUCCUCCAUUGUUCUUCUUCUUAGGUAACGUUAAAGAUAAAUGCUUCUCUUCCUCAAUGUCCAGACAUAAAUGAAGAUCUUCACGUGUGUGUGUAUAAAGUUUAUAAUCCAGACAUGCGGUAAAGUCUUUAAAUCUGAACUUAAAUCAAACUUUAC
Molecule: messenger RNA, 15480 nt
Organism: Misgurnus anguillicaudatus (oriental weatherfish)
Lineage: Eukaryota; Metazoa; Chordata; Actinopteri; Cypriniformes; Cobitidae
Product: serine/threonine-protein kinase WNK2
Biological process (GO): protein phosphorylation
Molecular function (GO): ATP binding; protein serine/threonine kinase activity
Source: RefSeq, a predicted model, not a curated record